UGAAGAUGGAUAAACAAAAAGUAUAUUGUACCAUUUGUGGCAAGUCAUAUGCAAGUCUGCGCUCUCGAAACAGGCACAGGAGAGCUGAGCAUCUAGGAAAGACAUACUCAUGUCCUAUAUGUAAACAUGUGUUUAAAUACCAUUCAUCUAUGGAUAAACAUUUUAAGAAAUGUACAAAAGAGAGGGCAAAAGGCUCGGAAAGCACGAACAAAAGCACAAACGAAGGCACGUACCACCAAUGCCGAACGAUGUCGUCUUUAUAGACAACGGAAGAAAGAUCAGGACCCUGAGGGAUAUCUUAAGAAAGAUCGAGAUCAACAUAAAUUAAGAUACGUUCCUCGGGAUGAACUUUCAUUAAAAAAGCUACAAGAAAUCAGAGCAAAGAAUAAAAUUGCGGUCAAGAAUCAUAGAAAGUCAAAUAGCAAAGUGCAGCAAGAUUCAGUCGGGAAACAACAAUCUAAACAUAUGUUACUGAAUAUAAAACUUCCCCGUCUACCAGGGAAAAAAAUCAGAAAAAAUCAAUGAGCGAAUCCGUUGAUAAGAUUGAAAAGAAGAAUCCUUCAACAUGACAUAAAUGAGAUGAGAUAAAAAUGAGUUGAUUACAAUAAGAAAAACUAUGAUGAAUAAAAAUGAUUUGACCAAAUGGUUAUGGACAGGCCUACUGAAAAUAAAACUAUACAAAACUUGUAUAUACAAAAAGAGACACUAGAAAAGUAAAAACAUCCUUUUAUUCAACUAUUUCCAAAUUUGAAGAAAAAUCACCAAUGCCUUAU
Messenger RNA from Owenia fusiformis, 773 nucleotides. NCBI's taxonomy places the organism in Eukaryota, Metazoa, Annelida, Polychaeta, Sabellida, Oweniidae. The record is from the annotation of a GenBank genome assembly.